AAUGUGUACUUUCCAACCUACCAAAGUCAGUUUAUUUACUCGACUAAAUUUAGCACAAAACCAAACAUCAAUGGCUUCUCAUUUUCAAAGUAUCCUUUUGUUUGUUGUACUAAACAUACUAUUGAUUCAGCCCUACAACCUUAACCCAUGUUAUGCCCAAAUUAUCUCAAACCCAAUUCAAAAAGUUGAUCUUACUUUGUAUUAUGAGACACUUUGUCCUUAUUGUUCUUAUUUCAUUGCUCAUCAUUUAGUGACACUUUUUACUGAUGAUCUUAUUUCUAUGGUUAAUCUUCGGCUUGUUCCUUGGGGCAAUUCUCUUCUUCUUCCUUCUGGUUAUUUCCAAUGUCAGCAUGGCUCUGGAGAGUGCAUGCUGAAUACUGUUGAAGCCUGUGCCAUUAAUGUUUAUCCUGAUACUAACAAGCAUUAUUUCUUGAUACAAUGCAUAGAGAGGUUGGUGUAUGAAAAAAGAGAAGCAGAAUGGCAGAAUUGUUUCGCUCAAGUAUCGAUAGACCCUCAGCCUAUCUUUGACUGCUAUAAUCAAGGACUUGGUCGAAGGCUAGAAUUACAAUAUGCAUACGAAACGAGCCAGCUAAACCCACCUCACGCGUAUGUACCUUGGGUGCUUGUCAACAAUCAGCCCCUCUACGAGGAUUACCAAAACGUAAUCGCUUACGUUUGUAGAGCAUACCAAGGUACACAAGUUCCAGCAGCUUGUAAGACUAGUUCAUCUCAGUUUAUGCCCGACUCGAUUGGUGAUGACAAAGCAGAUUAUUCUAUGUCUAAGAAGGCGUGCUACGCAGGCAUCCAUCAGAAUGUAACCUCGUUUGUGCCAACAGAAAUCCUUCAGCAGAAUCGAGAAGUUUUCACGUGAAAUGUUCAUUUGACCAGUGUAACAUAAUUUACUAGCUAAUUUGAUUUAUAAAUUUGUGAUUUGAUCAAACUAAUCUAAAAAUAGCCUUAAUUACCCAUAAUUAGUGUUUUUUGAUUCGCGAUUUGUGAAACGAUGUGAUACCCAUAAUUAGUGCUUUUUGAUUCGCGAUUUGUGAAACGAUGUGAUAGUAUUUUCAAUUUGCUAUUUGUGAAACAA
Amaranthus tricolor (Joseph's coat) is the source of this 1087-nucleotide messenger RNA. Its product is annotated as gamma-interferon-responsive lysosomal thiol protein-like. The coding region runs from base 2 to 871 and encodes 289 amino acids. NCBI's taxonomy places the organism in Eukaryota, Viridiplantae, Streptophyta, Magnoliopsida, Caryophyllales, Amaranthaceae. The transcript is spliced from 5 exons. The record is from RefSeq and is a predicted model, not a curated record. Gene Ontology annotation, molecular function: oxidoreductase activity, acting on a sulfur group of donors, disulfide as acceptor.